Messenger RNA from Nomia melanderi (Alkali bee), 4647 nucleotides. Its product is annotated as xibalbin-1. Gene Ontology annotation, cellular component: extracellular region. Gene Ontology annotation, molecular function: ion channel inhibitor activity. NCBI's taxonomy places the organism in Eukaryota, Metazoa, Arthropoda, Insecta, Hymenoptera, Halictidae. The record is from RefSeq and is a predicted model, not a curated record.
CUCGCCGAAGUCUUAUCCCGCGGUCUCACCCUCCGCGACGAGAUCCUCGUGGGGGCAAGUCGCCACGCCUCCCGCGUCUAUAUAAGCUACCGGACCGAUGUGGAAACCUCACUUGCACUCCGGCCACCGGACUGGAAAGGGCACGCGACAACACAUCCACGAGGAACCAUUCCAUUAGACCGGGACGAACGCGGCGGACCCUAACAUCCCCUAAGCUAGAACCGAGGAGGCACGCCGAGAGUCAUGAAGUUCUGUCUACUGUGGCUGUUCUGCUUCUUCCUACUUCUCGCCGACAGGUCCCUUGGCAAUCCCUACAUCGACGACGAUGAGGAAGACGCACUCCAGGAUGCAGAUUCUGACUAUACAGACAAUGAACUAGAAAAUCUGUUACGAGCAGCUCAACAAAAACGUACCUCGUUGAUUUACCUGUUUAGGCGGGCCUGCAUAAAACGGGGCGGAAACUGUGACCACCGGCCGAAAGACUGUUGCCACAGUUCCAGCUGCAGAUGCAACCUGUGGGGUUCGAAUUGCCAGUGCCAACGAGUGGGCGUCUUCCAGAAAUGGGGCUAAAACGUCACUUCCAACCCGACCCUUCAAUCCGAUGCACAUCUCGCAACGACUCCACUUGUUUUCAACUACCUCAAUGAUUUGUUCAUUCUGUAUGAUCGUGUCGUUCCGCCGUUGAUCGGUUUCACCCCUUGUGCUUGCCGUUUUCCCCCUUUCACCCCCUCGUCGCCGGGAACUUGGCGAAGAAACGGGCGAAUUCACGAGGAGAAAUAUUAACACUAAAACUACCGACCAGUUGAAUUGAUAGAAUGGAAAUAGAAACUUCAAGAGUACAUCUAUCGAGGCUUUAAUUGAUUUAUAAUUUAACUGGCGCGUUGCUAAAUCAAUUUCUUUAAUCAGCUCUCAGGGAAACAUCUGUUGUCUUCUUAGUAAUUGCAAAAUGGAGAGAUCAGGAAUGGAUCAUUUUGGCCCGUCUGGUAGUUUCAGUGUUAGUUUCUGUUUAUUUCUCAUGACAAGUGUUCCUGUUUCGUGUAUGUAUAUGAAAUAAUUACAUUUUUGGUAAUUGUUAUAAUAACUUAAAGUAAAUUGAAGCUUGACGCGUUGAAUAACACGGAGGUCCUCUGCGGUCUCGAGUUGAAUCGAAUUACUGUAAUUCCUUCGAAUAAACGAUGAUUAUUAGAGAACGUUUCUGUAUUGUAAAUAAUGCAAUGAAGUGACGUUCAGCAAGAUAAACGUGUAAUAAUAAUCACACAAUUCAAUUGAAUAACUUGGUGUUACAUCUUUCUCGCUUUGUGUGUUGUGCUCCUUGAAAUCGUGCAUUCAACGCGUUAAACUUUGAUAGUUCAAUACCGCAAUAUACGUGGCAUAUCAUUUUUAUUUAUUGGAUCGAAAACUGAGUAUACCAUGGCGAAGAGUUAUUUCAUUACAAUUAUUGUUCUUACUUUUAUUAUCUUCUCGUUUAACGCGUUACGUUUCGAUCACUUACAGUUCAUUUAUUUUCGUGUGUGAUCUGUGUAAUCUGCGCAAUGCGGCGUGCAAACUUAAAAUAUUUCUGGACCGUUAAGGGUUAAUUUCUUUAAAUUUAAGACUAUCGUUAAGUUCUCCUGUAAACAACAAACUUUUGGCGCUGAGAGUUGAAUAGCAACAAUUCCAUGAUGAAUAUUAACGCUUCAUUCAAAGUUCGCGAAUAACACUGUUUACUGAGAAAAUUUGACAAAUAAGGGGUUCGAAAAAGUAAUUUAUCUGAUACAACAAUGAAAGAAUAAUACAAAUAAUUUAUCUGAGAAGUUCAAAAGUUACAAGGUUGAAAGGAAACGAAUGGUUGCGCAAUUAUUAUGCUCGUGACUUAUGCACAAGGGGUUGAAGCAUUCGUUACCCGCUUAACCGAUGCCGUUCGAUUUAUAAUUUCAUGUUAGUCGAUCAUUGUGUCAAUUUACCUUUUCGGAGGCAGUUGCGAUGAAUUUCAGUACAGAUCUGAAAGCAAACUAAUUUCACUAUUUUCCGUGUAACCUUUAAAAUGACUAAUUAAGUUAGAUACAUACAGUAGUGAAUGUAUCGUGUCGUCGAGAUCGACUCUGUUUCAUCGCUUGAAUACAACCUGUCGGAUCAUUUCAAAAGUUCCGCGCAUUUCUACGUGAACUUUACAGCGAAAACUGGUAUACGAAGAAAUCUGUUUCCACGGAAUAAAAGCUUCAUAACAUAUCGCAAUUGAAUAAACGGAGUGCACGAAAGACAGAUGCGUAAGAUGCACAUUUGCAUCCUAACAGAGACACAAAGACUUUUGAAAUGUUCUGACAAUUUCCGAGUAUUGUGAUUUGUGAGAUUAACAUUCUGUAUGUUGCGUGAAGAAAAUUAAAUUACUUUCGCGUGUGUUUGUGUCUGAAAUCGUAAAGCAUGGCGCAGGAUGUUGCGAAUCGACGCGAUUCGUUUCCUGAGAUUUACUGUUUCUUUAUCAGAGCGAUGUGCUGCGAUGAAUAAACUAUUGUAACUAUGAAGAUUGCUAUUAAAGCAAACGUUGGUCGCAAACGUGUUAAUUCCGUUUUGGUAUUUAUCUCUCGUUUCUCGAUUGAAAGAGUCGGCUCAUCGAGGCGUUCCUCGAGGGACGAAUAUUUCACACGAAUUAUUCCGGGGUCAGCUCGACGACGUUUCCUCGCCCUUUGUCAUCCGUUUUGCGUCUGUUUUUCUACUUACAGCGUACACAUCUCGUAUCUACCUCCCUCGCGUGCAAUAGUCGUGUAACAAAUUUCACCGCCGCUCCGUUCUCCAUUUUUAUAUUUUCCUUUCGUUCCGCUCGCAGACAUUAUACAGAACAAACGGCGUGCAGCUUUGUUAUUCCAGCUCCUUCGAGGUUUCGCCUUUUGCGUUUACCUUUUUCCAAGCGAACAUUCCUCACGACGCUAAUAUCUCCUUUGUGAUUUAUUUUUCACGCGAAUAACGACGAUCGUUCCUUGUUUCUUCGUCUGGAAACCUUAUUUUGUAACACGUCGACUGCUGCGGGAAUAUCAACCCUUUCAUAUCGUUUAUCCUUUCGUGGCAGAGACAAACAGGAAAAAUGAUGAAUGAUUUCAAUUAUAAAAAUGAUAAAAUAUUUUUGUUCGAUGUCAAUGGACUGCGGAUCUUUAUGCGUUUAUCGGGAAUUACGUUGCGCAGAAUGAUUAUUAUGUGAGAAAAUACUUGUUUCUGAUUCCCUUAAGUUCCUACUCUUAAGAUACUGGCGAAACGAUCAUUCAUUAAGGCGUCUCGUAAUUAAUUUCAUUAUAUACCUGCCCCUCCAUUUACGCGGUGAAUUGUGACACUUUACUUGAUAUUGUUUACACGCGACAUGAACUUAGCAACACUGAAUAAAAUUUAUUUUCGUUUCCUGAAAUGUCAUUAUUAUUUUGUUUCUCUUAACCCCUCGAGGAACUAAUUUGCAUCAAUUUUCCUAUAGAUUUUAUUGUUCGCUGCACGCUUAAUGCAGCUCAGUGAAAAUAACAAGGGAUUUCGGAAGAAACUUUAUUUCUACAAAAUAUAUAUCAUACAACUACUUUAUCGUUAAUAAUUGAUUAGGGAAAGAAACAAUUUUGGUACUUAUUCUAUGUCUACGUUUACUUCAAAUUUAACGAUUGAUGAUAGAAAAGUAUCGAUUAAUUUAUAUUUAAAAAGAAUGAAUAAUACUUAGGUUUCUUAAAUUCAGCUUGAAUGUUUCGUCACGAGUCUGACACGACAUUGUAGGUCAAGGGGUCAAGCUAUGUGAAAUAAAUAUGUAUCUUUGAAGUUCACAGAAAGUUUUGUUUUCAAUAUUUUUUUUUUCGUAUCGAUAGGCUCUUUAUAAAAAGAAUCCACGUUGAACGGAUACUCUGCGUGAAUGGAGGGACUUGUGUGUAUACCUGUAGGGAACGGAAUUGUACAAAAUCGUGAAAGACGCGGAAGAUUCCGAUGAAAAUUCCUGUCCCGAUUCCCUUCUCGCGACGCGCGAUCUUCGAUCGAGCGAAAUAUCGGACGAAUUCGUUGACAUGAAUGGACGACCUUCGAAAUUGUUCGGCGCGUCGUGUUCUGAUUGGAGUUUCUUCUAGCCACUUUUGCCCAAUCAGACGACGAUGCUCCGUAUUUAUCUGUCGCCGUCGGAGACGAUCGCGCGUCUAUCCGUAGAGUAACCGACAUCUUGUCGGAUUGAUAUUUUCUCGACGGAAUUUUUCUGUAGGGGUAACUUGGGCGUUACUCUUAUUGGAGUUUGAGAUAAGUACCCACGUCUAUGCAUACUAAUUAUAAAUUGAAAAUACAAUAAUGGAUGUUAUCGUAUCGUAUCGGAAGGUGGAUGUACAUGUACCGAUAUAUUAUGGAAAUAUAAUAUAUAUUAUAUAUGUACUAGCAGCUGAUCCUAUGGCCUGUAUUCCCAUCCCAGUUUACAAUGGAUUUCUUUUUGAACCUUUGUAAUAUGAUUUACUUCUCAAUUGUGAUUAAUGCAACUACUUUGUCGUUAAUGAUUUAUUGAGAAAACAGAGAAAUGGAAUCUGGAUAUAUUCGAUAUCCAUGUUUACUAUAAAGUAUGUUAAUCGAUAACAGAAGUAUAAUGUUUAAUUUCUAUUGAAAAGAAUUGAUUAAUAUUUAUGUUAAGUUCUGUUUAAUAUCUUCAUCACGUGUCUAACACGUUAUUAUAAA